AUGGACGGCAAAUAUUCUUCAGAUCCCGAGUGGGCAUCCAUCCAACCCAUCGAACUAAAGGAUGGCAGCGAAUCCGGCGCCAUGCCCCUGGCCACCAUCGCUUAUUCCCCCGAGUAUCUCGAGGCCACUUCCUAUCUGCGAGCAGUAAUGGCCGCCAAUGAGAUGUCUGAGAGGGCGUUGAAGUUGACGGAACAUAUCAUCUCCAUGAACGCUGCCCAUUACACCGUGUGGAUCUACCGGGCGAAGAUUCUUUUUGCCUUGGAAAAAGACCUCAACGCUGAAAUCGAAUGGCUAAACAAAGUAGCCCUUAAACACCUGAAGAAUUAUCAGAUUUGGCAUCACCGUCAAGUCAUCAUGUCAUCAAGAAGUCAAUUCCCAACCCUUCCGCCCAAAGAGCAAGAUUUCCUAAUGGAGAUGUUUGCUCAUGACGCCAAGAACUACCAUGUCUGGACGUAUCGCCAUUGGCUUGUCCGUCAUUUCAAGCUGUGGGAUUAUCCCCGUGAGAUUGAAGAUGUGGAGGCACUUCUCAAGUCUGAUAUUCGAAACAAUUCUGCUUGGAAUCACCGGUACAUGCUGCGCUUUGGACCGCGUGAUACAAACGAAUUUGACGCUGGUUUGCACAACACGACAGGCUCCUCAGCGGACAAAGGCCGUUUACCUGUCGUAGACGAGGACUUGGUCGAUGCGGAGCUGCAGUACUCACAGGCUAGAAUCCUGGAAGCACCGGAGAAUCGCAGUCCCUGGUCAUACGCCCGCGGCGUGCUGCAAGCGGCUGGCAGACCAGUUUCUGAAUGGAAAGUAUUUGCUCGCCAAUUUGUGGCUGAGAAGGUGGAGGACGACAAGGUAGUGGAUGUCGCCGUCAAGAGUAGCCAUGCUGUGGAGUGGCUGGCGGAUAUAUAUGCGGAGGAAGGCGAAGCAGUGUCGCCUGGCGAAGGAAGUGCAGCCGAGGCAGUGAAGAUGCUCACUCUCCUCAAGGACAAGUACGACCCUAUUCGGAGAAACUAUUGGGACUAUCGCAUUCGACAGGUUACAGAGUCCCUGACAGCUGCUGCAGAGGUAUCUGCUUCUGCCUGA
Molecule: messenger RNA, 1074 nt
Organism: Aspergillus clavatus NRRL 1
Lineage: Eukaryota; Fungi; Ascomycota; Eurotiomycetes; Eurotiales; Aspergillaceae
Gene: ramB
Product: bifunctional protein farnesyltransferase/protein geranylgeranyltransferase
Exons: 3
Coding region: 1-1074 (357 amino acids)
Biological process (GO): protein geranylgeranylation; protein farnesylation
Cellular component (GO): protein farnesyltransferase complex; CAAX-protein geranylgeranyltransferase complex; cytoplasm
Molecular function (GO): CAAX-protein geranylgeranyltransferase activity; protein farnesyltransferase activity
Source: RefSeq, a predicted model, not a curated record